AUGUUGUUAUCAAAAUCUGUUGCUUUAUCAAUCUUAGCUACUUUAGGUGUUCAAGGAUUAGUCAUUCCAUCAGUCAAUGAUGUUGUUGAUGUUUUCGGCUCUAAUGUUGAAACUUUAAAAGAUUCCGCCAAAGCUGAACUCAACUCAUUAAAAGGCUCAUUUACUGAAGCUUCAGUUAAAAUCUUAGAUAAAUUAGAAAUCAAAUUAUUAGAAAUUGAACAAAGUGCUCCAUUAUUUGGAGUUCAAAAAGAUAGAGAUUUAAUCCCUGAUAAAUAUAUCGUUGUUUUCAAAGAUGAUGUUGCUGAAAAUGAAAUGAGUUUCCAUAAAGAAUGGGUUACUUUACAACAUGUAGAAUCAAUUCAAUCAGUUGAUGAAGGUCAUGAAUUCUUUAUGUCAACUAAAGAUCAUAAAAUUCAAGGGGGUAUCACUGAUGCUUUCAAAAUUGAUAGUUUAAUGGGUUAUUCAGGUUUCUUCAUGAAAGAUACCAUUGACUUAAUUAGACGUCAUCCAUCUGUUAAAUUUGUUGAACAAGAUUCAAUGGUUUAUGCUUCAGAAUUUGAAACUCAAAAAGAUGCUCCUUGGGGUUUAGCUAGAGUCAGUCAUAGACAACCUUUAAGUUUAAACUCUUUCAAUCAAUAUUUAUAUGAUACUGAAGGUGGUGAAGGUGUUACUGCAUAUGUUAUCGAUACCGGUGUCAACGUUGAUCAUGAAGAAUUUGGCGGUAGAGCUGUUUGGGGUUCAACUGUUCCUUAUGGAGAUGCUGAUAUUGAUGGUAAUGGUCAUGGUACUCAUUGUGCUGGUACUAUUGGUUCAGCUUCUUAUGGGGUUGCUAAGAAAGCUGAUAUUGUUGCUGUUAAAGUUUUAAGAUCUAACGGUUCAGGUUCAAUGUCUGAUGUUGUUAAAGGGGUUGAAUUUGCUGCUAAAUCUCAUCAAGAUGCUGCCAAAAAAGGUAAAAAAGGUUUCAAAGGUUCAACAGCUAAUAUGUCAUUAGGUGGUGGUAAAUCAACUGCUUUAGAUUUAGCCGUUAAUGCUGCUGUUAAAGCUGGUUUGAAUUUCGCUGUUGCUGCUGGUAAUGAAAAUCAAGAUGCUUGUAAUACAUCUCCAGCUGCUGCUGAAAAUGCUAUCACUGUUGGUGCUUCAACUAUUAGUGAUUCAAGAGCUUAUUUCUCCAAUUAUGGUAAAUGUGUUGAUAUUUUUGCUCCAGGUUUAAAUAUCUUAUCUACCUAUAUUGGUUCAAACACCGCUACUGCUACUUUAUCAGGUACUUCAAUGGCUUCACCUCAUAUUUGUGGUUUAUUAUCAUACUUUGUUUCUUUACAACCAUCAGCUGAUUCAGAAUUCUUUACUGCUGCUAAUUCAGUUACUCCUGAACAAUUAAAGAAGAAUUUAAUCGCUUAUGGUUCAAAAGAUUUAUUAUCAGAUAUUCCAGAAGAUACUCCAAAUAUUUUAGCAUUUAAUGGUGCCGGUCACAACAUUACUGAUUUCUGGGGUACCGAAAUCGAAACUACCAAGGUUUCUGAAUCAAAAUUAGCUCAAAAAUUCCAUGAAUUAGAAAAUAAAGUUGAUGCUUUAUUAGAUUCUGAUGUUUUACAUGAUAUUGAAUCUAUGGUUAACAAAGUUUAUCAAGAUUUAUAG
Messenger RNA from Yamadazyma jaroonii, 1635 nucleotides. Lineage: Eukaryota; Fungi; Ascomycota; Pichiomycetes; Serinales; Debaryomycetaceae. The record is from the annotation of a GenBank genome assembly.